Molecule: messenger RNA, 4313 nt
Organism: Triplophysa dalaica
Lineage: Eukaryota; Metazoa; Chordata; Actinopteri; Cypriniformes; Nemacheilidae
Gene: hephl1a
Product: hephaestin-like 1a
Exons: 20
Coding region: 208-3510 (1100 amino acids)
Biological process (GO): iron ion transport
Cellular component (GO): plasma membrane
Molecular function (GO): ferroxidase activity; copper ion binding
Source: RefSeq, a predicted model, not a curated record
UGAUCUCCAAUAAAUGGGAGUUACGCUUAACUUUCACUUUCAGUUUUUCAAAUGGGAUGAGACAGCAGCCAUUUGUGUCGAUCGCUUCCAUAUAAACAACUUCACUGUCAGUGUUGAGGAAAUCGCAACAGUGGCGUUUUAAGCCUAUUUGUCGGCGUCUGUUCCUCGGGCUCGGGCACGAAUUCCGGUUUAUCGCGGCGAAAAGGGAUGAAGUCUGUUCUGUGGCUUCUCGUGACGGCCGCGCUCGCGCUGCAGCAGGCCGGCUGUGUGCGCAGGACAUAUUACAUCGCUAUAAGAGAAGAAGACUGGGACUAUUCACCAAACAAAACCAAUCUGAUCACAGACACAAGCAUUGAACAAGACGAACACGCAUCUGUUUUUCUCUCUCAGAGCCCUACUCGAAUAGGAAGUGUUUACAGAAAAGCCGUGUACAGAGAGUACACAGAUGACUCAUAUAGCAUAGAGAUCCCUAAACCUGACUGGCUUGGCUUCCUUGGACCCAUCUUACGGGCUGAGGUUGAUGAUGUCAUGGAGGUCCAUCUGAAGAACUUUGCAAGCAGGCCUUAUUCCCUCCAUCCUCAUGGAGUGUUUUAUGAGAAGGAUUCGGAGGGUGCUCUUUAUCCAGAUGGCACCUCUGGCCACUUUAAGAGUGAUGAUGCAGUGCCUACUAAUAAAAACUACACAUACACCUGGACAGUCAAACCAGAGUAUUCUCCCACUGAAGCCGAUGCCAGCUGUCUCACCUGGAUUUACCAUUCCCAUGGUGAUGCACCAAAAGACAUUGCAUCAGGACUUAUAGGAGCUCUGCUUACCUGCAAGAAAGGUGUUUUGGAUUCUACUACACAUAAGCGCUCUGAUGUGGAUGACGACUUUAUUUUGAUGUUCAGUGUGGUGGAUGAGAAUUUAAGUUGGUACCUCAAAGACAAUGUUGAACGAUUCUGCUCGGACCCAGAUCUAACAAAAGAAUUCAUAUCUAAUGGGGAUACGGAUUUCACAGAGUCCAACCUCAUGCACUCAAUAAACGGCUAUGUUUAUGGCAAUCUGCCCCCACCAAAAGUUUGUGUGGGACGCCCUGUGUCUUGGCAUCUCUUUGGCAUUGGCAACGAGGUGGACAUUCAUUCGGCUUACUUCCACGGGCACACCCUCCUGGAUCGCGGGCACCGCACCGAUGUCCUCAGUCUGUUUCCUGCCACUUUUGUCACCGCCACAAUGAUCCCGAGGACGAAAGGAAAAUGGUUGUUAAGUUGCCAAGUCAACGAUCACGUACGAGCUGGUAUGCAGGGUUACUAUGAAGUCUCGUCAUGUGGCUCUCAAGCCUCUCCAACAGAAGCUCUUGGAAAUGAGAGGCAUUUUUACAUUGCUGUUGAGGAGGAGGAUUGGGACUAUGCCCCUUCACAGAUGAACUUUAUGAACAAUGAAUCCCUUACUGAACCAAACAGUGACUCUGAAGACUUCUUCAGUCGUGACGGUGGUAAACUGGGUGGAAAAUAUCUAAAAGCCCGUUAUUUUGGAUACAGCGAUGAAACAUUUACUACUAAGACAGUACGAAGGAGCUCAGCUGUGGGCUCAGAUGUGCAUCUUGGUAUUCUAGGUCCUGUCAUCAAAGCCGAAACUGGUGAUGUCAUCAUUGUAACGUUCUUGAAUAAAGCUAGACGACCCUACAGCAUCCAACCACAUGGUGUGCACUACGACAAAGCCUAUGAGGGAGCUAUGUACCAGGAUGGUACUCAUAAAGCUGGAGCAUCCGUGGCUCCGGGUGAGAGGUUCACCUAUCAUUGGAGACUAACAGAAGGACCCUCUGACAGUGAUCCUCCAUGUAUUUCAUAUCUGUAUUAUUCUUCUGUUGAUCCGGUUCGUGACACAAACUCCGGCCUGAUCGGGCCAAUACAAGUGUGCAAAAAAGGUGUUUUGGAUCAGAGCGGCCAUCAGCAUGCUGACAAAACUCAGCACGAGUUUUUCCUGCUGUUCUCUGUGAUGGAUGAAAAUGAAAGCUGGUAUCUGGAAGACAACAUAAAGAAGUUUGGCAGCAGUGAGUCAGAUCUGGAGAAUGAGGAUUUUCAAGAGAGCAAUAAGAUGCAUGCGGUGAAUGGCUACAUGUACGGAAAUCUUCGUGGUUUGGACUUGUGUCUUGGUGAACAUGUAGUGUGGCACACACUUGGCCUGGGGACAGAAGUGGAUAUCCACGGUGUUUAUUUCCAGGGCAACACGUUCGAACGGGAUGGGACAAACCGUGACACUCUCAAUCUCUUCCCACAUUCCUCAGUGACGGUUAACAUGAGACCCAACAAUAACGGGAUGUUUGAGCUAAGCUGUCUAACAACCGAUCACCACGCUGCGGGUAUGCGGCAACAUUACACAGUCAAGCCCUGCUCACCGAAGACCCCUGCACCUGAACAUUACAUAUCUGCUAUAAAGUACUACAUAGCAGCCGAGGAAGUGAUAUGGAAUUACGCUCCAAACCGUUCGUGGGAAUUAGAAAAGCACAAUACUCCACUUGAGGACAGCCCUGGAAAUAUUUACCUGAAGAGAUCACAUGAUCGGAUUGGUGCUGAAUAUAAAAAGGUGGUGUAUCGCGAAUAUACAGACAGCACAUUCACCAAAAGGACAAACAGAAGCGAGGAAGAGGAACAUUUAGGGAUAAUAGGACCCAUCCUUAGAGCUGAGGUUGGUGAAAAUAUUCAGGUUGUGUUUAAAAACAAAGCCAACAAGCCAUAUUCUAUUCAUGCCCAUGGAGUAAAGACCAGUAAAGCCAGUCAUGUUCAACCAGGAGAUGUAAUAACAUACAACUGGAGCGUUCCAGAACAAUCUGGGCCAGGUCUCAAGGAUCCAAACUGUAUCACAUAUGCGUACUACUCAUCUGUCAACUUUGUUAAGGACUUGAUGAGCGGUUUGGUCGGUCCACUGAUCGUGUGUCGUAAAAAAACCCUAAACACCAACAGACGAAGAACGGACGUUGAUAAGGAGUUUGCCCUCCUCUUCAUGGUGUUCGAUGAAAAUGAGUCUCACUACCUGGAUGAAAACAUACAAACUUAUCUUGAAACAGAGCCAGAGUCUUAUGACAAAUAUAAUGAGGGUUUCAUGGAGAGCAACAAAAUGCACAGUAUCAACGGAAAGCUUUAUGGGAAUUUGCACGGGCUAAACAUGAAAGAAGGAGACAAGAUUGAGUGGUAUUUGCUGGGAAUGGGAAAUGAAGUAGACAUGCACACCGUGCACUUCCAUGGACAGACCUUCAUUUACAAAAUGGAUCGUCCUCAUCGUGCUGACGUGUAUGAUCUGUUCCCGGGGACAUUUCAGACCAUAGAGAUGAUAACAGGCAACCCUGGGCAGUGGUUGCUGCACUGUCACGUGACGGACCACAUCCAUGCCGGCAUGGAGACGCUUUUCACAGUUCAUUCUAAAGAAGAGUCCAAUAAUAAAGAUGGUCGAGGAGCAAGUACAUCUAUCAGUCAUCACUUUACUCCUAUGUUGGUUUUUCUUGGAUUGCUCCUACUAAAUCUUGUCACAUAUUAGAAGAAAUGAAAUUCCGCCAAUCAGAACAAAUGUAUUCACUGAUGUGAUAUGUAUGAGAAUAAGAAUAAGAAUGAAACAUUUUUGUGUACAUUUUUUAAAAAAGAAAUGUGACUACAAAUAUAGUGACUUGAAGUACAAUACACUGUAUGUCUCUGCUACAAAUCCACAUUUUUCUUCUUUAAAAAGCUGUGAAUAUUGAAGCUUAUAAUUUUGUUACAUUUAGAUUUAAAUGAUCAAAGAAUGUACCAUGCAAUACCUGGCAUUACACUUAUUCAUAAACACAUUGUGUGUGUAUAUAUAUAUAUAUAUAUAUAUAUAUAUAUAUAUAUAUAUAUAUAUAUAUAUAUAUAUAUAUAUAUGUUUUAUAGCAACAAAACCUUUUGGCCUUUGAAUAUGUAAUAUAAUGCCAUUGGACUGAUUUAAUGCUGAGGUCACACUAGAAUUUCAGAAUGUGAAAAUUCAACUCAAAACCCUGCGUAUGAUUUCGAUCAAGGCAUUUGGUUUUUAUAAAAUCAUGGAUUUUGUUGCACUGUUGUUGUUACUUUUAUUAUUUUAAUGUUAAAUUGCCAAAUUGUCAUUUUUGUUUGGUGAGAUGUCUUUAAGUUUACCAGACUUGACCUUUGGAACGCAGAGAGAUGCACUUUUUUUCUUCCACGUGUGCUUGCGUUUCCCGUCUGCUACAUUUGCAUAUAUAUAAAUGGAAGUCAAUAGAUCAAAAGGUCUUGUCUGACCGUGGAAUAAAACAUCAUAUGUAAUGCUUUGAAACAAAAAUGUUAUUAACAAAUAAAAAUACCUUGACAAAC